AACUCGUUCGUUCAAACUGUGCUCAAUCUCCAUCUUAGCUUCACUCAAAUGUUAAACAUGACUCAGUCUCCACACCACUCAGACAACUCAAGCCUGAUCGAUCAACCCGGAACACAUCACUGGCACCCAUGUUUCAAAGCUGGUCCUACGCAGUUAUCCACAAUGUUCGGGGCACGUCAUUUCAGAACGCGUCUUGCUCUCUACAACGCACCACUACACCCUCCAGAGGACAAACUGGUCCCAUUCCUUACCAAUGAUUUACAACGAACCUCAAAUGGUAUCGUUCACACUUUAUCAAUUAUAAAUUUCGUCCAUUGCAUCUGCGUCGUCAUUACUUACUAUCGCUGCCCCCUCUGUAAUCCGUGGAGUUACAAUUACUCCUUCUCUGAUACUCGUGCUUCUGCCCUCGGCACACCAUGUUCCGAAUGUCGGGGUGGCGAGUUGGGUGGUUGCGAUGCUCGGAAAGGCAUGAUGCGAAACUGGCUUCCGGCGGCCAACGCAAAACACAAGGCAUUGUGGCCCCCUGGUGGCUGCCUUCUUCACCCACCAUUUUUUGCCUGACCUUUUAACUCGCUGCCAUGUAUACUGCCUUCGCUCUGCAAAGCUUAUCUGGGGACGACCGGGUGUCCCGCGGCCCUACACUUGUUAUGCUCUCCCAUGUGUCGUAGAACUCUUGGAAUGUCACUGCCCUACUCUCCACACCAGCCUGGUACAGAGAAUGACUGAGAUCGAGACGUUGAGACCGGUCAAAUUCGAAUGGCGUCAAGCAACUAACACAGCUGACUGACACGGAACAAUCAGCUUGCUAUGGUUUAAUCCAAAAAACCGAUUUCAAUAUGCGUCGCUCAUGUCUGCUGG
Molecule: messenger RNA, 858 nt
Organism: Cantharellus anzutake
Lineage: Eukaryota; Fungi; Basidiomycota; Agaricomycetes; Cantharellales; Hydnaceae
Exons: 6
Coding region: 49-561 (170 amino acids)
Source: RefSeq, a predicted model, not a curated record